GCUGGAAUCUUACCAACAAGGUCCUGAAGAACUGAUAAACAGAUGACCACCCGUCAGACUACACAGGGGUCUUUAUUGCAUCCAGGCUGGAAUUAGCCCAAAGAUACUACUCAAAGUGGACAAUGAACAACACUGCUGAGUGCCAUGAUGAUCACACCCUGGAUAAGUAUUUAUUUCCACUUGUGUACAGCGUUGUGAUGAUCAUCAGUAUUCCUAUCAACUGCAUAAGCCUCUAUGCAUCUUGCAUUCAGGUGAGGAAGAAGAAUGAGUUAGCAGUCUACAUCUUCAGCCUAUCCCUGGCUGACCUUUUGUACUCUCUAAUUCUGCCUAUGUGGAUUGAUUAUGCCUGGAAUGGAGAUAACUGGAGACUCUCUGCCUUGCUUUGUCAGAUUUCUGCCUUCCUUAUGUAUAUGAAUUUCUACACUGGUACUGCGUUCCUUGCUUGCAUCUCUGUUGACAGGUAUCUGGCAUUAGUUCACCCCCUGAAGCUCCAGCACUUGCGCACAAGAAGAUUUUCAUUGAUUGUCAGCAUAAUUGUUUGGCUUCUGGAAAGCACCUUCAAUUCAGUCAUAUUGGUAUACAAAGAAGUGUUCCAUGAUCCUUGCAAUUUCACUAAUCAUACAUUAUGCUAUGACAAAUACCCCCUGGAAUGGUGGCAGGCACAGAUAAAUUUAUUCCGGAUAUGCUCAGGGUACCUGCUCCCUUUGGUAAUCAUUGUGUUUUGCUACCAUAAAAUCUACCAAGUAGUAAGGUCUAAUCAAGCCACAAUAGAUGAAGAGAAGAAAAAAGUAAGGAAACUUAUUCUGAAUAUCACAGUUACUUUUGUUGUUUGCUUUACUCCUUAUCAUGUUAUGUUGUUUAUUCGCAGCAUCAAAGAACCUUACACCAGUGACCCACAGCUUUUGCAGUUGAUGUAUAAGGUUUACAGAGUCACACAGGCCUUAACAAGUUUGAAUUGUAUUGCUGAUCCCAUUCUUUACUGCUUUGUGAGUGAAACUGCACGAACAGACAUACUGAAUUUGCUCAGGUGUUGCUUGUGCCUACAAAAGCAUGAGGGAGACCAAGUGAAAGAUCAUGCCCUGUGCAGUUCUGCUAUAAAGAGCAGUGAACUGAUCAUCUCCAGAACUUUCUGUGAAACGGAGUCUGUCACAAAAUCCUGAACAAGGAAAUUUGCAUAAUGAAAAUAGCAAAGAAAGAAAAAUUCUUCCCCAGUUUCUACCUAGGAAAUACUCCAAAAAUCAAUGAUACUAAUCUAAGUGAAACCAGUAGCUGGAGCUGAUAAGAACUUAUUAUAGGAGCAAUGAAAUAAAUGCAGCAUCAACACAUAUCUUUAAAUCAGACCUGGUACAUAAAUCCAUGUUGACAAACAAACGCACAGUCAAAAUGACCCUGACACACUGAUAAAAUUACUUAGGAUCUCUCACAAAAAUAUUUCCUGUCACAGCUUGCUAGCUAGCCCACAUGCUGGGCAUACACAUACUGAGCUGGAGGAAGCUGAAAUCCUCUUAACCUAGUAAUUUGAUUUCAAGUUUUAGUUGAAAUCUAAGCUUAGCUGGGAAGGAGCCCCAAAAGGGAUUUUAUUUAUUUAUUUUUUUUUUAAUCAGUACUGUGAUAGAAGUGAAUAAAGCACACAUAAGUGAAAAUCAUUCAAAUGAUUGAUAAAGGAGCGUACAGAGGUAGGAUGGUAAAUGUUCUCUCUAAUGUCAUGCUGUGAUUUAUGCUGCUAUGGUGGUUCCUGUGUUUCAGUAAUUACUUGAGUUCUCCUUCAGCGUACCCCUGCGAUUAGCCAUUUCUUACAAUUGCUUACCUCAUGCGGACAGGUAGUUACCUGCUCUUAAGCUUUUCAGCUUUUGUUUUCUUUGGAAAAUAUAUGUUCUAAUGUAUAACCAUAUGUUGUGUAGUUUCAUUACAAUACCAAGUUUCAGACAGUUGAGUAUUCAUUACUUCAAGUUCCUAUAGAAAACCAAAUUUUAGACAUCAGUGUUUUAACUCAGAUUAAAUUUUUGCCAAUAUAUUCAAGAAGGAAAGAGAAGGAUUGAAAGGUGAGGUUUCACAUCUCCACAACAUAAAGGAUCACCCUUUAAUCUUGCUUAUUAUGACUGAAAUCUAGAGCGUGUUUGUGUUUGCAGAGUCAGUAGAUCAAGAAGGUUUAUACCCAUUUUCAUAACUGUACAUGGAAGCUUUGGCUGGAUGUUCCUGGGCUUUCAGUCUGACAGUUCUGAAAAAUCAAACACAAACCAGCAAGCAAUACUGACAAACCAGCAAAGGACAUGAAUGUACCAACAAACAUUAAGAAUGGUGGCUAAAGUACCCACAUUUUUAAAAGUUUGAAGUUGGCACAAAUAAAAGUACAGCUGUCAGUUCAGGGGCCUGUUAGUUGCACAGGCCCCUGCAACUGCUGUGGGGUUCCCUGGUAGCAGCAGGCACUGAACCCUCUGAAAAGAGUUAAAAUACCAUGGAAAGUCUGCUUUCUCUCUUCUCUCAACCUUUUCACUUUUGUUCAGCUGCCAGGAAGAAUGUUUGGUUAUGGCGGUUGCCCAUUUUCAUAGGGAAAUUUUUUUUUCUUGAAAAAGUCCUCCUGUUGCAAGUCCAUGUAGCUGAAAGAGUAUGAGGAUUUUGGCAAGCACUUUUUCAGUACACUUCUAGGUCUGACAUUGUACUUGGAGGUUAAGCAUAAGGUGGUCACAAGCAAUAUGGAAAUUCUUAUGAGAAGAUCCUUCUGCCUGUAAAUCAUAAAUUUCUCUAUUACAAAGAGCCACUUUCAUUGUUUUCAUGAAUUCAUGUUUGUGUCUGUUUAUACUUUUGAUUAAUUUCACAUUCUGCAAAGAAACCUUGAGAGGCUGAGGAGGAUGGGCUUGUUCAUCCUGGAGAAGACUUUGUGGACCUAGUGGCAGCCUUGCAAUACCUGCAGGGAGGGUAUUGAGAAGAAGGAACCAAUCUUUUCAGAAGAGUGCAUAGCAGGAGGACAAUAAGUCAUGUGCAUAACUUGAGGCAAGAAGGGUCAGAGUUGAUGUAAGGAAAAACUUUUGAACUACAAUGACUGACAAGCAGUGGAGCAGGUUGCACUAUGAUGUUCUACAUGCUCCAUCCUGACAGGUUUUCCAGACUGAGCUGAACAAAGCCCUGAGCAACAUGGUCUGGCCUCAUAGCUGACCUUCUUUGCGCACAAGGUUGGACUAGAGACUUCCUGAAGUGCCUUCCAACCUGAAUUGUCAUCGGUCCUAUAGACUGUGUAUGUCAGUAUUCUGGCUGUUGCUUCCUCUCUAAAAAACUAUGUUCCAUUCUUUUCUUUGUUUCCAUUUGCUG
Neopsephotus bourkii (Bourke's parrot) is the source of this 3306-nucleotide messenger RNA. RefSeq names its product G protein-coupled receptor 65 (gene GPR65). The record is from RefSeq and is a predicted model, not a curated record. The transcript has a single exon. Gene Ontology annotation, biological process: G protein-coupled receptor signaling pathway. Gene Ontology annotation, molecular function: G protein-coupled receptor activity. Gene Ontology annotation, cellular component: membrane. Bases 123 to 1160 code for a protein of 345 amino acids. NCBI's taxonomy places the organism in Eukaryota, Metazoa, Chordata, Aves, Psittaciformes, Psittacidae.